Parnassius apollo (apollo) is the source of this 489-nucleotide messenger RNA. The record is from the annotation of a GenBank genome assembly. Lineage: Eukaryota; Metazoa; Arthropoda; Insecta; Lepidoptera; Papilionidae.
AUGCUGAGCUCCAGAAUACUUUUAAUCUUAAUUGCAACAUAUUAUGGAGUGAUGAGUAUACCUCAUCUUGAAAAGCGCUCGCUUGGUGAACUGAACCAUGUGAAUACACAAACGAUCAAACAUGAAAUUCAGAAGAUGGUUCCAAUUGUACCCAUACACAUUGGUAUAGAAACAGUAAAAACGGAAACAAAGAAAGGACGAAAUCUACCCAUAUCGAUAUACGACCGAAACUACCCGCACCAACUUUACGUUUCUAACUUGCACUUCCCCGUCCACAUCAAUCAGUACGUGCCAGUGCACGACCUGACUGUUAUACCGUUACACGCUGUACACAAGAACUCGAACAUCGCUUUUAAAGUUUCUGAACGUAGUAAUGGUGAUGACGAAUCGGUUAAUAAUUACAGGAAUCCCCUCGGAGGGUAUGGUGCGGGAUGGUUUUACGGUGGCCAUGGAGCUGGUCAUGGAUUCCAUUACGCUUAUGGGUGGUGA